AUGCCUCUCUCUACCGAGUCUGCCUUUGGCAAGAACCACUCGGCGCUCGACUUCACUCGGUUCCCCUCCCGCCGCAGCGUUGUCCACAGCACCGAGGGAAUUAUCAGCUGUACGCAGCCACUUGCUGCCAAGUGUGGUGCAGAUGUGCUUCGCGCCGGUGGAAAUGCUGCUGAUGCAGCUGUCGCCGUUGCUGCUGGUCUCAACAUGACGGAGCCGUGCUCGACUGGCAUUGGAGGAGACAUGUUCAUCCUCUACUGGGAUGCGCGAAAGAAGACGGUCUCGGCCAUGAACGGUUCUGGACGGUCUGGUGCCAAAUGCACACUUGAUACGAUUCGCUCGGCACUGGGCUUCAAGGAUGACGACCCGAGCGGCAUUCCCAUGCUCAGCGUCCAUUCCGUCACUGUACCCGGAGCAGCAGCAGGCUGGGUGGACACGAUUGAGCGAUUCGGAAGCGGCACCCUUACCAUGGCUGAUGUGCUGAAGCCCGCCAUUGAACUUGGCGAGAAGGGCUUUCCCGUGUCCCAAGUGGCGGCCUCCUCCUGGGGGCAUUCAGAAGAGCUCAUUCGCAAUGCUUCUCCCAAUUUCGCAGAGAUGCUCAAGAGGGAUCCCGCCGCCGCUGAUGGCGUCCGUGCGCCUAGGACUGGUGAGAUCAUGAAGAACCCAGCGCUCGCAAACACAUUUCGCACGCUCGCGGAGAAAGGAAAACAGGGCUUCUAUACCGGUCGCAUUGCUGAAGAGCUCGUCAAAGUCGUGCAGGAUCUCGGCGGCUAUCUUGAACUGGAUGAUCUGAAGCAUCAUGGGGAUCUGGGCAGCGAGCCAGUCGAGCCCGUCUCGAUCAAAUUCUACGGCCAAGGCCUUGCUUCCGAGUCUGCAGACGGGGGCAUAGAGCUUUGGGAGCAUCCGCCGAAUGGACAGGGCAUCGUGGCGCUCAUGGCACUUGGCAUCAUCCAAGAGCUGGAAAAGGCUGGAAAGAUUCCUACCUUUACGUCCGACGACUUUAACAGUGCUCCGUACCUUCAUGCUAUUAUCGAGGCUCUGCGUCUUAGCUUUGCUGAUGGUAAUUGGUAUGUUACUGACCCGAAUGUGACAAAGGUCCCGAUUGCUGGCAUGAUUUCCGAAGAAUACCUCGCGGGCCGGGCCAAGCUGUUUGACCCGUCCAAAGUCUGCGAGGGCAUCACAAAAGGCCAGCCUCCGUUUACUUCUCCGGCAUUACAGAGCAGCGAUACUGUUUACUUUACCGUCGCCGAUGCGGCUGGCAAUGCGGCCUCCUUUAUCAACUCCAACUACGAUGGAUUUGGCAGUGGCAUUAUCCCCCACGGCUGUGGGUUUACUUUGCAGAACCGCGGAGCUAAUUUCUCGCUGCGAAGCGACCACCCAAACAGGCUGGAGCCUGGGAAGCGUCCGUAUCACACCAUCAUCCCGGCCAUGGCCACCAAUAUCAGCGAUGGCUCUCUGCACUCGUCGUUUGGUGUCAUGGGUGGCUUCAUGCAGCCGCAGGGCCAUGUGCAGGUGCUCCUGGGUCAAGUUGUUGGCAGGCUCGAUCCGCAGCAGGCCCUCGACGCACCCCGCAUCUGCAUCGGCGCCGGGCUCGCAGGGCCAGACGAGACGAGCGACUGGGUUGUGCACGUAGAAGAGGGAAUUCCGGAGGCGACGAUUGAGGCGCUUCGGAGGCUGGGACACCAGGUCAAGGUGCUUCGCGGCGCGGAGCGCAGUCUCUUUGGCCGAGGGCAGAUUAUCCGGCAGUUGGUUGACCCUGUGGACAAGACACCGCUGUGGUCUGCGGGCAGCGACCCGCGUGGUGACGGGGCGGCGUAUCCGGCAUAG
Molecule: messenger RNA, 1824 nt
Organism: Cordyceps militaris CM01
Lineage: Eukaryota; Fungi; Ascomycota; Sordariomycetes; Hypocreales; Cordycipitaceae
Product: acylase ACY 1
Exons: 4
Coding region: 1-1824 (607 amino acids)
Source: RefSeq, a predicted model, not a curated record